Molecule: messenger RNA, 312 nt
Organism: Ordospora colligata OC4
Lineage: Eukaryota; Fungi; Microsporidia; Ordosporidae
Exons: 1
Coding region: 1-312 (103 amino acids)
Source: RefSeq, a predicted model, not a curated record
AUGGACAGAAUAGAUCUUGUUACUGCAAUAGAUGAAAAUAUAGAGAAAGUCCUCGAGAAUUUUUCAGAGACUGUUCAGUAUCUCAAGGUGCGUGGUCUAGGGCGAUGUGAUGAAAUGCACAAUCUGUUGUUUGCCAACCGCAGAAUUGCAGAUCUUGUCGACUCUGUAUUUGAAAUUUAUCACUACCUCAUACGACUUAAGUAUUUACAAGCGGGCACAAAGCGACAGAAGCAGAUAACAGCAUCAAGUGCUGGAAGAAAGCGAUUCAGAAUGCUUUUCAAGAAGUUUGAUUUGAACCUUGGAUUGGAAUAA